GUUGGUGAGAGCGAGAGAGUGAGAGAGAUAGAGCUGCUGCAGCGCCGUGUUGUUGUUGUCGCUGGCUGCCGUCGUCGGAGGCUCUUGUUAUUGUUGUCGGCGGUGCUUCGGUCGCAUACACACCUCGUCGACGUGGAAGAGAAAGACUAGACUACUGGUGUCGAGGAGGCGGUGCAGUGCAGCGUGUAUACGGGACUCUGUGCUAUAACAGUGAGAGGCUCUCGCGAGCUAUAUACAGUAUAGUGGUACGAGACUCGCGAAUUUUCUCGCGUGCAGUGCACAUAACAGAGAGGCGAGAGAGAGAGAGAGAGAGAGAGCGGCGUAUAGACCUCGUGACUGCAGUCGUCGGUUUUUUGCACUCGGUUGCCGGCUCGUCGGGAGGUGUUCGCGUGUGUAGGUAUACGUUACCGGGAAGAUUGAGGAAAUUGAAAAAUUAGUGCGGUUCUCGCGAUCUUUCGCCGGGCUUGUGAUUAGAACGAGUGAAACGUUGGAUUUUUAGGCAGUGAAGUGUUUGUUAAGUUUUUAUCAAAAGUAAGCCUUCAAAGGCUGCUUCCAAUUAAAACAUCCAGGCCAGAGUCCGAACGGAAUAGAGAGCGAGUAAAAAUCCUUUUAUCCGGAUAAAAGCAGUAGCAUAUCAGAUUUAAUAAAAACAGUAAAAACAUACCUAUCAAGCGGAGAAGCGGGUUAUACAAAACGAAAAACUUCGCCUCUCUCAUUCCCAGCGAUAGAGCCGUUGCUUUUUCCUAUCCACUUCGCUGCGUUCAUCUCACCGGAAAACUACACAACACAAUACGCCUAAAAGCCACAGCGCAGCGGCGGCGAAGUCUCGGAAACCGGACCGAAAUUUUCAAGAAACGCGGAGGCGUGACGCCGAAGUUUCGCUCCGGCGAACUGCUAUUUUCCCUCGUAAACUUCACGCCGGAUAAACGGAUCGUAAGUACACCCGUACGAUACACACGAAGAGCAUCAUCGUCAGCAGCGUCAUCCUCGUCUCAUCCACACAUCGAACAAACGGACGUAAAGAGCAGAUUCGAAUUUCACCCGCAAUAUUACCGCCAUCGUCCAGUAUAGUGCUUGUGUUGUACAUAUUAAUAAUAAUAUUAAGUAGUUGUCUCCGUCGUUGAGUAACAGUAGGAGUAUACGUUAUUAUACAAGUGUCUGGUGUUGGUUCCGCUCGCGCUUCCGAGACACAGCGAAAGAACGAGAAAAAGAGAAAAAAAAAGAAGGAGAACGUACGAGAGAGAGAGAGAAUAUUCAGUGUGUGACCGCGAGUGUGCAUUCGCAGGAAGAGCCGGCGGUGGGAACAGCGGGGGAACACGCCAAACUGGGGAAAUAUGAGCAUUGCUGCCCUCCUGCAGGCCGCUGAGUAUAUCGAACGAAGGGACAGAGAAGCCGAACAUGGAUACGCUUCAACAAUGCCGAUACCGGACGACAUCCGAACGGUCACCAAGAGGCCAAAGACGAAAAAAUCCCAAGGAAGCAGGACGACGCAUAACGAGCUGGAAAAAAAUAGGAGAGCCCAUCUCAGGAACUGCCUCGAGAAGCUGAAAGUGCUGGUGCCCUUAGGUCCAGAAACGUCGAGGCACACCACGCUCGGCCUCCUGACCAAGGCCAAGCGUUUUAUUAAGAGUCUGGAGGAGCGAGACAGGAAGCACGCGGUGCACAAGGAACAGCUGUCUCGGGAGCAGAGGUUCCUGAGGCGCAGGCUCGAACAGCUGACGGGUCAGCCAGGUUUACACGGGCUACACGGGCUGAGCUCGUCGGCUCCGGCGGCGUCGUCCUGUGGCGCGGCUGCGGCAGCCGCGGCGGCCAUGCUCUCCAAGAGGCGAAGCGUCUCCGAGUGCUCGGUGGGCACUGCAUCGUCCACCAGCUCCACAGGCAGCUCCAGGAACUCCGACAGGUCUGCGGGCAGUCCAUCCGUCUCGGAGUCCGAUGAGGUCGAUGUGAUUGGAUACACGAGCAACCAGUCGGACACCGAUGACCAUAGCAGCGUGCAAAGCAGCAGCGACAGCGGCGUUGCGAUGUCCACCUCCAGGCUGACCCUUUCCGAGAUGAUGGACAAUCUUUAGACAAGAAGACGGCGCGGGGGUGGCGGCAAGCGCGGCGAGAACAGCACCUUGAAGCGUGGCCGAGUAAGAAAACGGACGAGGACAGCCAUCAGAGCGACUACGAGGACCACGACGACUACGGACCUGGACGACGACGAGGACUACGUCAUCAAGUAGCAACAGCAGCAGAGGCAGCGUAAUCUCGGCGCCUAACACACAGUAUGACAACCUAGAAGAUACGAGGAAGAUUUCCAUACGGUAGCGAAGAUUCGUUUCGACGUACGAAGAUAUGAGACACAACCACACAGGCGUCCAUGUCGUGGAGAGCAGGAUUGACUUUAUAUACAUACAUUGGCCACCCUUGCGAAGAGACGAGCUAUUGAGGGAAAGAAGAAAACCAGUCCUUUUUUAAAAGCGCACGCGCGAGAGAAAGAGGGAAGAUCUCACUAUUCUUCUUCUUCUUCUGAUGACGACGACGACGAUGAUGAUCGUUGUCACACACACUUCGAUGUUUUGAGAGUGAGAGAGAGGGAGAGAAAGGAUGGGGUUGAAGUUUCGACGUUGUAUUAACGUAUGUGUACAGUCGGGCGCGAAAGUGAGAGAGAGAAAGGAUCGAGCGUUUGGGAGAGAAUCACGCGGAGCAUUGCAUGUUAUCUCUAUCGUACGUGUAAAAAAUAAAAGCAAAUUAUGAGGGACGAGUGGUCUAUUUGUACAUAUUUUGAGAGUUGGAUGAGGGAGCUUUGAUACAUUGCGAACAUCGAACAAGCGUUCUUGCUGAGAAUUUUACGCGAGAGUGGAUCGUUGCACAUACCUUUGAAUUGUACAUUUCGGAGAUACCUUGAAAAAAAUUGUCUGUGUAUAAUUUAUAUCAGAUUAGUCGGAGAGUAAAGAACACCCUCGACGGUCCAUUCUCGUCGUUUCGGCAAAGCGCAGAGUUGAAUGUCAGCGAUUGCGCUAACGGUUUCGUCUCGCACGUUUUACGUUUAAUUUCGAAGCCACGAUGAGGAAAAUAAGAACGAUGAAUUCAAAAUUCUGCGUGAAACGUGGGAAGACCAUUUUUUCGAGUUAAGAUUCGUUUUGCGAUAAGAAAAAUUGUUACGGCGCCACGCUUGUACUGGAUAAACGGUUUGUAAAAAACGGGAGAGAGAGUGCGCGUGUGAGUGUGAUGUUGACGAAAAAAAAAAAAAAUAAAAUUUCUUAAGAGGAACUAGAAAAAAGGGAAGAAAAAAAUGUUUUCAUGCAUACGAAGUGACAAAGCGGUGUUGAUUUGUCGUUAAACGCGCGAUUAUCAGUUUAUCGCGGAAUGCCAGUUGUUUUGUUGGUGUUAUUCCACAUACAUAUAUACUUGCGGAGAACAGACAGCCAACGUCGUUUAAUGUACGUAAGGAAAUACAUAGAUGUUUUAUUGCUCGAAAGCACGAUUGCCCAAUGAUGAAAAUAUUAUAAAUAUUCGGCAAGCUAGACUUUUUCAUUGGAUUUCAAUUUCAAGCAUUGAAAAUUUGAGUUUCGGGAAAAUUGUCCAUACAGUGAUUCGGUCAAUCGUACUUUCGAAAGUAACAGACAUUUGGAAAAUCAGAGUAGGAAAUCGACCGCAGCAGCGCUCUGAUUUCUCGCUCUGACUUUUAUUUACUGUGCAAUACCUGCACGACAAACAAACAAACAAACAAAAAAUCGCGCAUUAUUAAUAUUAUUAUAAUUAAUUAAUUAUAAUUAAUUAAGGUAAUACUGAAGUAACUCGUAUGUUUAAUAACGAAGAAACGUCGUAGCGCGUUUCGUCGUCGUGAAAGUGGCGAGAUAAAUAAAAAAAAAGAAGCGCAUUCGAGAUAAAAAGUACAAAUUCUGUAAGACCCUUGUGUAAAACAUAUGCGUCAUCACCUGUUUUAGCGACCGACUUUUAGCUCGGCCUUUAUAGAUGCUCCGGUGUAUCGACAGAAAAUCGAGUGCGAGGAGGGAGAGAUAGAGCGAACGAGAGAAAGAGCGACGGAAAAAUGUGUCUGAGUGAGGUUAGAGGAAUGCUAGAGACGAGCGAGAAAAUUCAACUCGAGAUUGACUGGCAAAAAAGUAAUUCUUUUUCUAGAAAUCUCUUCGAGGCGGAAGUAUAUCAUUUUAUUUAUGUAUCGGCUAAAUUAUUUCUAAAUUUUAAUGAAACUCGUGUGUUAUUAUUUUAGUGAUUUAUUUAUUCGGAAACAAAAAUUUGUCUGUAUCUCUCGACAAAAAAGUGAGAUUUAAAUUUUAAGCGUCCAACGGUGGAGAGUUUUAUUUCCUUCAUAAGGUUGCCAACGUAGAUUUCGGCCUCGAAGCUGCAGAGGUGUAAGAGGGAGAGCAGAAGGGAAGGAGGGUAGAGAGAGAAUUUUAUUUCUCCGCGAACUGGAAGGUCGGAAGAAAAUGAUUUAAAAAAAUGAUAUAUGCAGGUUACGGAGUCGAAGCUUGCGAUGUAGAUUUUUAAGAUUAGAUAGACUGACACAAAAAAAAAUAAAAAAAUAAAAACGUAACGAGUGAUCUCUGAAACCGAUAUGUGUAAAAAGUCGCGGUGUCGAGGGAAAAAAUGAGAGGGAGAGAAAGAGAAAACAUUGAUACAAUGAGGAUCUUAGUGUAACGUCGCACCGACUAAGGAUUUUUAACGAUUUCAAAAAAGCUUGUACACACACUAAACAAACGCGAGGUUCCGAAAAAAGAAAUUUCGAAAAUUUUUGCGCAUCGUUCGCAUGUCUGUCGAGGCACUUUCGAUUCUGGGAGGAAGUCUUUUGACGCUUCUGUGCGACCUCGACUGCAAUAUAUAUUUACACGCAUACACGAGAUAAAUCAAUUGUCAAAACCGUCGAUUAAUUUUAGUUUUUUCUUGUAUUAAUUGUACGAUCACAGUCAUUAUGAUAUUAUAUUUAAAAAAUGUAUUUUUUAUUUUUAUUAUUAUUUUCGUUCUGGGCCAACUAAUCGCUACGCUUUUUACCUUUUAAUCACUACUUUGCGUCUUUCGUUUUCGAGUAAGAACACAAACAGCGCCAUACACACACACACACACACACACACAAAGAACGCACCGCGCGCUCGCACUUUUUAAUAAACGGAGAGCUCUCUACGCAGAUCGAGAGAAGAUGGGAAGAACUUUGCGGCGCAUUGUUGUAUCAAGAAUGUUCCGUCUCGCCGAUUGAAAAUAAAAAAGAAAGAGAAACGGCGGAGAUAUAAAGAGCCUCGGAAAUAAUCAUAUUAAUUGUUGUAUAAACUUGCGCGGUCGAUAUAUGUGUACAAAGCAAUCAGACGGAAAUACUCACGGAAAACAUUUCUCUUCGUUCUUACUCGUCUUUUUUUAAGGUUUAUUUUUCAUUUUAACGACGGAUGAAUUCUUCGAGGAUUUGUCAGUGCUGAACAUCACUUAUUGCUCUUUACGUACCUCUUUUAAGUAUUUUUAUCGAAAUAUAUUUAUAGUCUUGCGUGUAUAUUUUUGAAACUUUUAUUUAAGUUGCGGGGGUUUGCGACGAAAUUGUUUUACGAUUAAUCCAACAUAACUGCGUUCAGCACUGUAUCUCAAACAUCAUAAGAAAAUUUCAAUAAACUUUUUUCUCGCGAAAAAGAAUACACUACGGAUUUUGUACAAAAAAUUCCUCGAGACGAGCUCUCGCCAUGAAACAGAAAUACACAGAAUCGAGAAUGCCUCUGGCUAAUCUUCCUUGCAGUGAUCGAAUCAAAACUAUUUUUCACCGGUCUUCAAGAGGAAGCAGACGAAAUCUAAGCACUAAACACGUCAAAUCAAGCUUGAACUCGAAAGCUCCGACUUUUUCAAAAGUACACACGGGCUAUUUCUUGCCUUUCGACGUCCACGCGAUAUUGUGCAAAGGACGACUGUAUGUUACGUCGUCUUUUUGCGGCUCGCUUUUCCAGUGGCAUUCGAGCUUUCCGGGCCGAGAGACGGUCGGAUUUUCGCUCGUCCGUUUCUGUGCGUGUGUGCGCGGAGGGUUGAGUUACGUCUUGCGACGUUUUAAUUUUCGUAUACCGAAACCAGCUUUUAGUUUGUUUGAAAUUUCGCGCGCAAUCGCGCACUCUUGUAAAUAAAGUCAAAAAUUAUAAAGUGAAUUCUAAAUUAUUAUGUACUUACGUCUCGGCUUGUUUGUACGCGGAGAGUUUCGUUUUAUAAGCGUGUAAAAGUGUCUGCUUUCUCGCGACCAUGCAAUAUCCGAGAUUGAAAUUUUCGCCUGCAAAUCAUUUUGCUCAAACGCAAUAGUGGAAGACGAAAACGGGCGCAGCAACAACACACGAACACACGAACACACACACACACACACAUAUGUAUAGCAAUACUCACACUCGAGCAGAUAUAUAAAAAGAAAUCUCUCUUUCGCAGCUGUUUUUCACCGAGAAAUUUUUAUAGCAUAAAAAUGAAUUUACAUCCUAUUUGAGAGCAGGUUACAAGCGUUGAUAAUAUAACUUUAAAGAAAAAAAAACAAAAAUGAUGCUACGCAGAAACACACAUCAAAAGAACGUAUGUACACAAACGAAAUAAUAGCGCUGGAGUUGCCAGCGCCGCUGAAGUACGAGGACUCGGCCAAACAUAUAUAAAUUAAGCGCGGCGCAAACAAAGUUCGAUAUCCUAUCGAGACACUGUGGGGAGGACGAGGCGGACAGACGUUGAGGACAGUUUUUUACGACGCGUUCGUCAUUCGAGUGAUAAUCUUCUUUCUUAUUUUUCUAACGUCCCGUUCGGGCCCUUUUUUACGCUGGUCCGCGGCUGCAGGAGCAAAAUGACAAACUCUGAAACAUAAGUAUAUAAAUUAAAAAAAAAAUUAACGAUAGGGUUAUAUAGAAAUGGAACAAAGAAACGUCGAACAGGUGGAAUUCUUAAAACUAAUAAUAGAGAUACAAGUCCUCGAAUUUGGCGGCGCGCAACGAUCUUGAGAAUCUUUGAUAAAACACACUUGGUUACAUGAUGUAUCAGGAGAAACUUAAAAAAAAAAUGAAAAUAUGUAAUAACGCAGUCGUAAAACAUAAACAUACAAACUAUCGAGUAAAAAUGGGUGUUAUUUUUAGAUGUCUAUUAGAUUACUGGAAUCGGAAAAAACCAAGCUUAAUAAAUCGUGUAAUAAGCAGAGAUACAUGGAAAAGAGUCGGGAGAAAUCGCGAUAAAUACCUGUUGCCACUACCGUAAGUAAAUCGUAACAAAGGAUCAAACGUCUCAAAAUAGUAAAAAAAAAAAUUAAUAAAAAUAUAGUAUAUAAUAGUAACGAUGGAUAAAUGCGAGGUCUUCUCCGAACGUAAAAUAAAAAGUAAGGGAUACAAAAAACACAUACACUUUGCAGUCUUUUUCUACUCGGCUUUUAUCAGCGCACGCAAACGUACGAGAAAUAAUAAGUAAACGGACUUUCCGCUGCACCAGAAGAUAUAUCAUAGAUCCUUGACAAACGCGCGAGAAAAGUAUAAGAAUGGCAGACACACAGAAAAAACGGAAAUCAUAUUACCAAAAAAAAAAAGCGAAAAAAGAACAGACGUACGAGAGGGUGUUCAUAAAACUUUACGGAGAGAUAAAAGGAGACGAAAGAGAACGAAGAAAAAAAAGUGCGUAAAGAAGCGACUAGCGCUCCUGUAAUAAGAAGUAUAAAAAAAAUAAGUAACAAAUAAAAAAAGGUCACAUAAACACGUCUCGGGCUCGGCGAGGAUGUCGCGCGCCCCCCUAAUCGCCGUCUACGAACAAUUUUUCCUCAAGACAUUUUGCUGCUUUCAUUGUUUAGAUGAGUAUCUAUAAAAGAAAAAAAAAUAUGCAAAAAAAUAUUGAACUACAAAUCGACGGGUGGUAUGCGAGUGUAGAAGCGAGAUAUAGCGACAGUGGUGAGUGUGUAAAUGUGAGGCGUGAAAAGCGAUGAGUUUUGUUCUCGAGGAUCUCUCUCGACGACGCGAUACGUCGAUAUAUGAUAAUAUAUUGUGUUUGAGAGUCUGUUUUAUAGGAGCCUUUGAAUUUUUCAAAAUUGACUGAAAUACGAAUUAUUAUGCUGUAAUCGUGCGUGUAAUUAUAGGUUUUAAGACGUUGAAGGGCUGGGAGGGGGGCUGGGCUGUUUAUUAUAUAGGUGAAUCGCGUCGACGAGAUAUAAAAGUGUUUUGUUGCUGAAAAAAUCUUUCUGUAUUACUGCGUAUGUAAAUGUUUUUAGUCGUGUGAGCGUAACAGAACAGUUUUGUAGUCGUUGCCGAGCAGUGCGCUUCGUUUUCAUAAUUUCCCGCGCGCUUCGAUUUUUCUCAUCUAUAAACGUUGAAAUUCGACUAGUCUCGACGUGAGUUUUGUCCGAUUUGUGUAAAUGAUUAUUAUCGCUCGAGACUAGUUCGAUUUUUCACGUAGAUACACCACGGAGAAUCGACGCGCGACGAUGUGUCGACAAUAUGUUAUGGAAAAUUCGAUUUGAUUUUCGCGUCAAAAUUGCAGAGGCACUGAGUUGCGUUGCGAAUAGUAUUAAUAAAUUUUCGAAAAGUAUUUUGAAAUAGAGACGUGAAAUUUGCUAGCGUGUGUAUAAUUUAAAGAGAAAAAAAAAGAAAAUGAAUAAGAGUAACGAUUGGCUUUGUAAAUAUACAUAAGGUAAUAUAUAAAUAUGUCAAAAGCCUUAAUCAGGUGCUGAAUAUUAUUCGCGUUAAACUGCAAAAUUCGUCGGAGCCGUUCUCUUCUCUCCGACAAACUCGAGCAAUUAAUACAAUAACCACAAACAUAUACGUAAAAGACACGAAACAUCAAGUAAUGGGGGGGACGAUCAACUUCGGAGAAAAAGUGCGGUCCUUCUCUCCGUCGUUUCGUCGCCUCGAAAAUUCACGUACAUUAUAUAGAGGAGAUGUAGAGGAGAGAAGAGUCGGCCGAGACAUCGAGAGAUUUCAUCGAGAAGCGAGUGGUUGGAAGAGAGAGAGAGAGAGAGAGAGAGAGAGAGAGAGAGAGAGAGAGAGAGUAGAGUGUAUGUAUGCGAACGUGUGUGAAGAACCGCGAGAGGCUCCGGCACUAAGAGCAUUUAAUCAAUGGUAGAAGAAUGCUUAGUGGAUAUUAAAGAAAAAAAAUAAUACAAAAAUGGCAUAAAAAAAUAAAAGAAAUUACAAAAAAAAUAUACCAGUUUCACGUUUGUAAACGGAUAACAAGUUGUAACUACGAUUUAAGGAGAAAAAAAAAGAAAAAAUGAAUAUAAUGUUAUAUUAUGUAAUAUUACUGCGUGAACGAGCGUUAUGGGAGCGUAUACGUGUGUGCGAGUGUCGGGCGGUGUAAAAGAGUAGAAUAAAGCCGAGAUAUGUUACAAAAAAAAGAAAGAGGAGAAGUUAGAACAAUAAACGAGAAAAAGGGUUAAGGACGAGAGUAAGAGAGAGAUGGUUUACGCCCUUGCGAGAAAUCAAUUAAUUAGCGAGUCGAAUGUGGGGAUGAGUGAGACAGGGAGACACACACACAUAUAUGAUACGUGCGUUCUUGGGACGGUUCAGUUUUUCUUUUCGAUUGUUCAAUAUGAUUGUGCAUCACGGGAAAAGACAGGAAAGAUACAAAAAAAUGUACUAUUAUUAUUACGAUUUUCAUUAAUCGCUACGAUUAUUAUGGUUAUUAUUAAUUAUCCUUAUUAAUUAUAUCGUUAACAAAGAUAAAGAAGCAACAGCGACAAAAAAAAAAGUGGGAGAAACAUAACUUUGCGAAUGCGAGACUUGUAGAUGAUUGAGAGAUAAGCGAGUGGACGUAUAGGUGUGAGAAAGUAUAAUAAGAGCGUAAAACACAGACACAAAACAGGUACACAUACACACACACACAUGGGAGAUGCGAGAGAAAAUGGUGAAACAAAAAUUAUGAAUUAAUAUAAGAGGGAAGAAACAGCUAUGAAAUAAAAAAAAAACUUAUUAUUGUACAUACGUUAUGUAAUUACAUGUGUACUCGUAUGACUGUCGCGAAUAUGACGAAGAGCAACUCUGUUCAUCGAACAUAAUUAAUGACAAUGGCGAUGACGACGAUAAUGAUGAUGAUGAUGAUGAUGAUUUUCUCUGCUUAUGCGGAUUCAAAUAAAAUUUGUGUAUUAUUAAGCAAA
Molecule: messenger RNA, 10060 nt
Organism: Nasonia vitripennis (jewel wasp)
Lineage: Eukaryota; Metazoa; Arthropoda; Insecta; Hymenoptera; Pteromalidae
Gene: Mad
Product: max dimerization protein 1
Exons: 8
Coding region: 1335-2069 (244 amino acids)
Biological process (GO): regulation of transcription by RNA polymerase II
Molecular function (GO): DNA-binding transcription factor activity, RNA polymerase II-specific; RNA polymerase II cis-regulatory region sequence-specific DNA binding; protein dimerization activity
Source: RefSeq, a predicted model, not a curated record